Molecule: messenger RNA, 621 nt
Organism: Priceomyces carsonii
Lineage: Eukaryota; Fungi; Ascomycota; Pichiomycetes; Serinales; Debaryomycetaceae
Gene: PUP3
Product: proteasome core particle subunit beta 3
Exons: 1
Coding region: 1-621 (206 amino acids)
Biological process (GO): proteasome-mediated ubiquitin-dependent protein catabolic process
Cellular component (GO): proteasome core complex, beta-subunit complex; proteasome core complex
Source: RefSeq, a predicted model, not a curated record
AUGUCUGACCCAAGUUCUAUCAAUGGUGGUUCAGCCGUUGCUAUGGUAGGUAAGAACUGUGUAGGGAUUGCUUGUGACCUACGUCUAGGAUCUCAAUCACUUGGUAUCUCAAAUCAAUUCGAGAAGAUAUUUCAAAUAAGUGACAAGACAUUUUUGGGUUUAACAGGUUUAGCUACUGAUGUGACUACACUUUCGGAAACAUUCAGAUACAAAUCAAAUCUAUAUAAACUACGUGAAGAAAGACAGAUUGAACCAAAGACAUUAGCAAAUUUGGUAAGCUCUACGUUAUAUGAAAAACGUUUUGGACCCUAUUUUGUGGGUCCAAUAGUAGCGGGUUUGGACUCUAAAACUAGCCAACCUUUCAUAUGUGGUUUUGACUCAAUUGGCUGCAUUGAUUUUGCUAAAGAUUUCAUUGUCAGCGGAACAGCCACAGAUCAGUUAUAUGGAAUGUGCGAAUCUCUUUAUGAACCAAACUUGGAGCCUGAAGAUUUAUUCGAAACCAUCAGCCAAUCCUUGUUGAACGCCGUUGACAGAGACCCAUUGUCCGGAUGGGGUGCUGUUGUCUAUAUCAUUACUGGGGAUAAGAUUUUGAGGAGAGUUUUGAGAACUCGUCAAGACUAG